Messenger RNA from Parasteatoda tepidariorum (common house spider), 2734 nucleotides. RefSeq names its product protein TRC8 homolog. Gene Ontology annotation, molecular function: ubiquitin protein ligase activity. Lineage: Eukaryota; Metazoa; Arthropoda; Arachnida; Araneae; Theridiidae. The record is from RefSeq and is a predicted model, not a curated record. Gene Ontology annotation, cellular component: endomembrane system. Gene Ontology annotation, biological process: ERAD pathway; proteasome-mediated ubiquitin-dependent protein catabolic process.
UAAAUAAUCAAGUGUGACGUCAUAGUAAAUAUAUGUUUAAUUUUUUAUUGCGUUUUGCUCAGACCAUCGUUUUCUCAAUUAUAUAUGUACAAAAGUAACAUUUAAUAAGGGUGAUUCAAAAUUUAAUAAUUGAACAAUUUCCCUAGAACUAGUUAUAAAAAUUGUUACUGUAAUUAAAUCAAUAAGUUACUCAUCAUUAAUUUGGAAACCCAAUAAAAUCACAUAAAUUAUUACUAAAGAAACUUCAUUUAUAUGUCAAUCAAUUCUUUCUUAUUGCAUGAUGGAAAAUAUUUUGGUGCAUCACAAAUUUAAAGCUUUUCUGCAUCUGUUAUUACGCGUUCCAUCUGUUUUUUUGAUGGAUACAAUAUGCAAUUCAAAAAAUUGUAUUUCUUUUGAUGGCUGGUUUAUAUUUAAAACUGUUAUUAAUGAAAUAAUUCAAUUACCUAUUACUAUAAAAUCAAAUACUUGGAUAAAUCAUCUCUCUCUAUUUUCCUUUGAAACUCUUGCUUCUUUCUUUCUGCAAGCCUUUGGUUUCUUGGUUGCUGCAAUACUGUUUGUUCAAGAAACUCAUCAUCUGAUGUCAUUUUACUUAUCAGCUGCUUCUCUUGGAGUCAUUUUAUGGUCUUACAUAUUGAACAUCGAAUUUAUAAAAUUUUGUUCUGAUCUUUUAGCUCAACAUUCCACCUUGCAGCAAGAGCUUUUCAAUAUUAAUCAAAAUGCUGUCCAAGUAUUUUUUUACAAUUAUGUAUCUCAAACAUUCUUAGCAUUAGUAUUUUGUUUCUCUACUGUGAAUCUUUCUUACUUUACUCAUAAAAAAUUUUUAAUUGCUGUUUUAUUUAUUUUCCCCACCUUAAUAAAUGCUGCAUUGCCUUCUUUUUCUUUUGUUACACCCAUCUUAGUUUCUGUGGUAACCUGCAUUAUUUUAGUUGUUCAUUUACUGAAAUGCCUUCCAAACUUGCUGAUUUUUCUUCACGAAAACCUGUUUCCCUUUCAUUUGUCCUUUAACAUUCACCACAAUUUAAAUUUAUUUGGGUAUUUUUGGACUUAUUACAAAGUAACUCAAGUUUUGCAGUUAUUUACUACUAUCCGUCUCAUUAAAAUAUUUAUAUAUUACAUGUAUGAUGAUGUUUUAAAUGAGCAUUAUGAAAAUAUUUUUUCAUUAGUUCGUGCAAAAUUUAUUAUGUCUCACAUUGUUAUAAUUAGUUUUGAAAACGUUGUUGCAAUUUCUGGCACAGCAACCGUUCUUUCUUUAUUUGUUGAAAAGGUUUACAACUUUUUACAAGAAUUUCUUAUCAUACCUAAAGAAGAACAAAUUAGUGUUUCAGCUAUGUUUUCACAACUGUUAGUUUUAUUGGGCAUCAAAUUUAGUGUUAUGAAUCUCCCACCGAGUAGUCGUUUAAAUAUGGUAUCUAAAAUUAGCUGGGUUAUGCUUAUUUCUGUACUAAGCAGAUUUAAUGUACAAAUUAAUAAGCAAUUGAUAUUAUUAAGCGCGACAGGAAGUACACCACAAAGACAUUGUAGGGUUUUGAUUGCUCUUUUUGUACUUUUAUUUGUUUGUGUCUCAUACUUGUUAUUUCUACAAAGAACAAAUGCAUUUGAAACUUGGUCAUUUCCUUUAACUGUUUUUGUAGCUGAAAUAUUGAUAAAUCUUCUAAUUAGUGCAAUGAUAUAUUUUUUAAAUUUGAUUCACUCUUAUCGCUAUACAAUGUGGUACGAGAUUUAUGACUACAUUUACUAUCUUGAAAGUGCAAAAGACAUAAUUACUCUUGUGCUUUCAGUAUUACUUCUCUUAACUGGUAUCAAUAAACUUAUGGAAUCUGGCAGUAUGUUGAGAUUGUUCUUUAUUUUCAUUCAUUUUUACUAUAAUAUUUGGAGCCAACUUUUUUCUGGUUGGCAUGCCUGGCAGGAAAGGCGUUUAAUUUUUCAUAGUGUCAAUGCCUUGCCCAUUGCUUCUAAAAAAGAGGAUGGUGUAUGUGCUAUUUGCUUAAAUGAUAUAAGUAAACAUAUUACAUGCAUAACGCGUUGCAAUCACUUUUAUCAUUCUUAUUGUCUUAGGAAAUGGUUGUGUGAAAGAAAGACUUGUCCUAUAUGUCAUAGAACAAUAUUGCCAAGUAGCAGUGUCAAUGCAAGAGAAAGACAAAGGUUCCAUAACGAAAGUGUUGUCUCUUGAAAUUAAAAACCCAACUUCACUUCAUUAAUAUCACAAUUAUUUAUGAGUUACUGUUUCACAGUAUUUUACAAUUCUAUAGUAUAUAUUUAACUCCAAAUUGUUAAAUUAAAACACAUCUCAAGUACAUAACACUCUGUUAAGUAAAUAAAAUGUUAUACCAUAAAAUUAAACAAAUACCUUUUAGAAGCAUUACAUUUAAAAGGUUGUAUAUAUUUUUCUGAAACUUUUUUUUUUUAAUAGUAACACAAUCGUUCAGUUCUAGAAAUAAAUAUGACCAUGGCCCAUUAUUUUAUUGACACUCCACACGCUUUAAUAAAAUGCUUGAAAAAUAUGUUCCAAAUGACCUUGCAAAAGAUCACAUUGAAAAGUUCUUUCAUUUUUGCCUAUUUAAAACAAAUAUUUGAAAACUUUAAACUUGUCUAAGAGUAAAAUUAUUCUAACCUUCUUUAAUUAACCUUUCUUAGAAACACAAAAUCUGUGACCAAAAACCUAUUAUUACUGAAAUAACUUAAAUGAAACUGUUUUAUUCUGAUUGAGUAAUUGCUACUUUCUUUAGAAUUUUAU